AUGUCCAGUCCCGAUGAUAGUGACCAUUCGGAUUUGGACUUAUUUACUGCGGAUGAUGCAGGCGACAUAUCUUCCCAUACGCCUCGAAAUGCGAACUUCAAGACUUCGGGACCUUCACCCUCUCAAACACUGUCUUCAGGCUCAGCCUCGAAUCAAAUUCCCCAGCACCCCCCGAUAGACCGGCCACCAGUGAACACCCGCAACCGGAAUAUUGACCCUACAGUUCCUCCUUUUGUGUCAGAUGAAAACGAUGAAAAGGAACCAGGUCCACCAGACUGGUAUGUCGAAGGACCCGGCCGUCGAGUGGGUUAUGACGACCUUACCGCCAUCGACUGGAUCUAUGAGUACACCAAGGAAAGACAUCGGCUGAGAAAACUGCUGUCUGGCAGUCAAGGCUUGGUCGGAAACCUCCGACAACUAUUUGAUGCUAGCCAUGUCUGGGUGGUUCUUGUCGCAACAGGUGUUUCUGUUGGAUGUCUUGCCGCAGCCAUCAACAUUGCGUCGGACUGGCUUGGGGAUAUCAAGACCGGUUAUUGCAAGGCCGGAGUGGACGGAGGACAGUUCUACCUAAACAAGCAAUUUUGUUGUUGGGGUCAUGAUGAGUUCGCUCAAUGUCAGGAUUGGACUCCAUGGCCAGUAGCAAUGGGUGUCGGGCCUGCUGGAGGCCAGUACGUGAUCAGUUACAUAUUCUUCAUUCUAUUCUCGAUCCUCUUUGCCGUGUCUGCGGCCCUUUUGGUCAAAAAUUACUCCUUGUAUGCCAGGCACAGUGGUAUACCGGAGAUCAAGGUUGUACUCGGCGGCUUUGUUAUAAGACGAUUCCUUGGUGGUUGGACAUUGAUUACAAAGUCAAUCGGCUUGUGCUUAGCGGUUGCUUCAGGCAUGUGGUUGGGUAAAGAAGGUCCCUUUGUUCAUCUUGCCUGUUGUUGCGCCAACAUCAUCAUGAAACCAUUCGACUCUUUGAGUCAAAAUGAAGCGCGAAAGCGUGAAGUCUUGUCAGCUGCUGCUGCUUCUGGAAUUUCCGUGGCUUUUGGCUCUCCUAUAGGUGGAGUGCUCUUUUCGUUGGAGCAGCUCUCAUACUAUUUUCCCGACAAGACAAUGUGGCAAUCAUUCGUCUGCGCAAUGGUGGCAGCCGUCACCCUUCAAGCUCUGAACCCUUUCCAUACGGGAAAAAUUGUCCUGUAUCAGGUCACCUACUCGGAAGCAUGGCACAGCUUCGAGAUUGUUCCAUUUGUACUGCUCGGUGUCAUUGGUGGCAUUUACGGCGGUCUGUUUAUCAAACUGAACAUGCUCAUCGCUCGACUACGAAAAUCACAGAGUUAUCCUCUCCGAGAGCGACCACUUCUGGAAGUUCUCAUCGUCGCUGCCAUCUCUGCAAUUGUCAACUAUCCAAAUCUAUUCAUGCGCGCCCAAUUAUCAGAACUUGUCUACUACUUAUUCGCAGAAUGUGCAAGUAUAGGUAACAACGAUAUCUUUGGUCUCUGCAAAGUUACCACCGCAGGAUCGCUAGCAAUGGCAUGGCUAUUGAUUGCAGCUGCAUUACUUGGAUUUCUACUCGCCAGUUUAACUUUUGGUCUACAAAUUCCAGCCGGUAUCAUACUCCCAACGUUGGCUAUCGGAGCGCUGUAUGGUCGAACGAUAGGUGCGUUAGUGGAACUUGUACACAGGAACUUUUCAACCAGUGUACUCUUUUCUGCUUGCGAACCUGAUGUACCUUGUAUCAUCCCAGGAACUUACGCCAUUGUCGGAGCUGCUUCAGCUCUGGCCGGUGUUACACGGAUGACGGCAUCGAUCGUCGUGAUUAUGUUCGAAUUGACAGGUGCUCUGACUUAUGUACUACCUAUCAUGGUAUCUGUCAUGCUUGCCAAAUGGAUUGGCGAUGCUUUCAGUACGCGAGGUAUCUACGAAAGCUGGAUCAAUUUCAAGGAAUAUCCAUAUCUUGAGAACAAGGACGAUACUCAGAUGCCUCAUGUUGCGGUCUCAAAUCUUAUGACAAGGGUAGAGGAGAUGCAUUGCUUAGAUGCUAAUAAGAGCCAUACCGUGGCGAGCCUACAGAAGACUUUGAGAACGACCACCUUCCGUGGCUUCCCCGUGGUGGCCUUCAGAAAAACCCACGAUGACAGUUCUGCGGGCGAAAUAACAAGGCCGGACUCUCCAAGAGGCAACACCUUCUUGGGGUACAUUUCACGAGUCGAACUUACAUUUGCCCUGGAUCGAAUGACAAAGUCAAACACCCAAAUUGACCGGCCCGGCGGAGACAUUAUUACACCCGAAACGCCUUGCUAUUUCGUUUACCAUGCCGAUGUGGGUGCUUCGAGAGGUGUAGAUUUGAGGCCCUGGAUGGAUCAGACGCCAAUAACGCUCAAUGCAAACAGCUCACUCCAGUUGACUGUGAGCAUGUUCCAAAACCUUGGACUUCGAUAUUUACUCUUUGUUGACAGGGGGGCCUUUCGAGGCAUUCUCACGAAAAAGGACGUAUGGUGGAUUUUGUCGGCAUCAAAGGAACGGCAAAAGUCUGUUGACUUUGUCGCUGGUGCUGGAGCGCUCCGCGAAACUGCAGAUACAGAAGAGGAAGGAGAAGAAGAGGCCAGGGGACUUUUACAACAACAAGACACGGAGGAGACAAGCAGACACGCGAGACCAGGUUGA
Molecule: messenger RNA, 2646 nt
Organism: Exophiala bonariae
Lineage: Eukaryota; Fungi; Ascomycota; Eurotiomycetes; Chaetothyriales; Herpotrichiellaceae
Exons: 4
Coding region: 1-2646 (881 amino acids)
Biological process (GO): transmembrane transport; chloride transport
Cellular component (GO): early endosome; Golgi apparatus; plasma membrane
Molecular function (GO): voltage-gated chloride channel activity
Source: RefSeq, a predicted model, not a curated record